Molecule: messenger RNA, 822 nt
Organism: Eimeria mitis
Lineage: Eukaryota; Apicomplexa; Conoidasida; Eucoccidiorida; Eimeriidae
Exons: 1
Coding region: 1-822 (273 amino acids)
Source: RefSeq, a predicted model, not a curated record
AUGCUUGAAUUGUUUGCUCCAAGCAGCGCAUCUCGAAUCUGCGUCGGAAGUCCCUGUGGAUUCGCCAACAGCCGAGCACGUGACGCAAUCGUAGGCUCGAGGCUUCACAGCGGCUGCCCGAGAGCUGCUCUUGUCGACGCUGUAGAGGCGGACGAUCCAGUUGUUAUUAAUGUUAUCGUAGUUGGAACAGACCGGUGCACUUUGUGCGCCAAGGCGCUGUUGUCAAUUAGAAGGAUCAUAUCCUCUAUCGUCCCGCCACUGGCAUACGAGCGUCUGCCCGACAAUCUACCAUCCGCGUGGGCCCUGACUGUGGGUGCGCGCAUUGUGCCGAGUCUUAGAGACACGAAUCUGGGCUUGCAGGUAAGAUCACGAGAAGACGACGCUUUACCCGCCCUGGGGAGCAUAGCUUACAGAGCUGGAGUGCCACUGCGGUCAGCAGCUUCUGGAGCAAAGAAGGGGCCACCUGCUGUUCCAUCUUUAGAUUAUAACAAGUCACAUCCAGCGUCCCCCGUGCAAGGGGGGGAAAGGGGAGAUCUCAGUGGUGGUUCGUCUCAAGACCUGCAAGCGCAGGCACAACUGCAGGGUCGGGUGAGGGUAGGUUUGGCUAGCUUGGACUCUGCCGAAGCUCGUGAGACCUUAGGCGUAUGUGAGGGGGAUGUACAGCAUCUCAGAGAGGAAGUACCGAUCAUUCUUGUGGGAGGAAAAACCGUGAGUCGACUGAAGUUCAACGGCCCCGCUGUCCGCGCCGCGCUGUUGCAGGAACUGAAGACACUCCAAGGAAAGCAUCCGAAGACGCUGAAGAACCAGGAGACGAUCCCCUAG